CCACAUACUCAAGUACUCAACAUGACCCGACUUUUAUCUAGACUGUACGCUACCAUCACACUUACCUGUUAAGUCGUAAGUAAAGGUAAGUCCUGCAAAAUCUACAGGAGCUGGAGAUAGUUUUACAACGGUAUAUCAAAGGCUUUUUUGUUCCUAAGAAAUUUCUUCUAGACAAACGAUCACUUGGAAAGUUUUGUACAACAUAGCAACAGCACCAGCAUCCACAUAUUUUACAGAGAGUAAAAAGUAAAAAAAAGUAAUCUAGAAAAUGGGAAGUAACUUUAGACUGGUCUGAAACAAAUGGCAAACUUUGGCUGUUAGUUGCCAAAAACAAAACAAAAACAAACAAAAAAAAAAGAAAAAAAAAAGAAAAAAAACCCCCAGAGUAAACCGAGAUUUCAUGUCUAAGAUGGGCGACGCUUUGCCUCUCGAGAACACACUUCCACCUACAGCAUCGGGUACAUUGGCUGACAGUUUGCCUCUGCACCCAGAUCCUCCUCAAACAGAUAUCGCCACAGGUGACAUCAGCGAGAACCACAACAACAGCCACGACCCAGAACAGAGAGGACAAUACAACAACAUCUGUGACGAGACAACAGAAUCUGCAAGUGAAGAGAGAGAUCAGAAAGCCAGCUCUGACCUGACCAACGAGAAGAUCAGCGAUGUGAACGAGGAAGGAGACGAGGCGGAGAGAAAGGUACAAACUAACCUUGCAGCCAUGGCAGGUGAGCGAAGCAACCAGACCAACAACUCGACGAAAAUUGCGAUCAUAAGCCCUCCGACACUAUACGGCUUCGGCUUUAAGAAGUCCAACGUUGCAGACGAUGGGAAGGACGAUUACAACAAAGACGGUGAUCAUCAUCAGCAGCAGCAUCAACAACAACAGGUCUACCGACGCCGCUGGUACGUGCUGGCUGUGUAUUGUCUCUUCGCGUUAAACCAAGAGUGCGUGUGGAACACCUUCGGGCCCAUCUCUCAUUCCAGUGAACGGGUCUUUGGAUGGUCCAAUGGAGACGUCUUUCUCCUCACCAACUGGGGCCCCAUCACCUACAUCAUCAGUGGAGUUUUCUUCUCUUGGAUGAUCGAUGUUAAAGGUCUCCGAUGGUCCAGUCUCUCGUCCGCCUUCUUGGUUACUGUGGGAACCGCACUGCGCUGCAUCACCAUGGAAACACCUGCCGCCACAUGGCUCAUUCACACCGGUCAACUGCUCAACGGUCUGGGCGGCCCAGUGGCCAUGGGCGGGCCCCCGAUCGUGUCCGCCGUCUGGUUUCCCACCGAGGAGCGGGCCACCGCCACGGCCAUCGGCACCACCUUCAACUUCCUGGGUUUUGGCCUCUCCUUUCUUCUGGGACCCUAUCUUGUAGAUGAUUUUCCCAGCUCAGACGAAACAUUAAUGAAUUCUACUCUAUCUCCACUUCUCCAAAUGAAGAGGACAGGUUUUGUAGACAACACGACCUCUUCAGUGGUUCACGACGGAUUUAACUCGACAUACCCGGGAACGUUAAACACUUCGGAAGUUUCUGAGAUAAGCAAGAUAAGCGAUGACAUUCGACUCUACAUGAUCAUUGACGCCGCGUGGAGCGCUGCGCUCUUUCUAAUGAUUCUCAUCUACUUCCCCGCCAAGCCUCCUACUCCCCCAUGUACUUCAGCCGGCAUUCAGAGGGAAAACUUUCUCCACGGUCUCAAGCACCUACUCAGGCGGAAGCAGUUCUGGUUGGUGGCGUUUAUCUCCGGCGUCCCUAUCGGCGCCCUCAACUGCUGGCUGACUGUCAUCAGCGUGGACCUGGGUGCUCGUGGCAUCAGUGAGAAAGAAGCUGGUUGGAUCGGAUUUUACAGCAUUUUAUCAGCCGCUUUGUUGAUGCUGGUUAUUGGCAGGAUCGCUGAUGUGUUUGCUCGUGCAAUGAAGUGGUUCGUCUUUACCCUGUACCUCAUUGGCACCGUGGCCUUACUUCUUUUUGGACUGGCUUGUAUGGAUGUCGUGACUCCUUCAGUCGCUCUGUUCUACGCAACAGUAAUCAUCAGUGCGACUGUGCUCAACUCCACGAUACCCCUGAUUUAUGAACUGGCUUGUGAACUGGCUUACCCAACAGGGGAGGGAACUACAAACAUCGUGCUGACUAUUGUUUCCAGUGUGUCUGGGUUACUCUUCUUGUUUGUUGGCAUGAUCCAGUCUAUAGGAACUUUGUGGAUGAGCUGGACGCUGUUCGGGACGUGUGUCUGUUGUCUCCCCUUGCUGAUGUUGCUGAAGGAGCGGUUUGGCAGGCGCGACGUGGACGAGGCCUAUCCAAACAUCAGUGACAUCAACACAGAAAUCACUGUAGAGUCUGGAAACCUGUGACUUCAGAUGUCACCACACACGUUUAUGUUUGUGUUUUUUGCGAAACCUCUGGGAGCUCGCAUAACUGAAGAGGACAGUAUACUUAUCACAAUGAUUUAACAUGCUUUAGGGAUUUGGUAUUCUUACACACACACACGAUCUGAUUUUAGCCAAGUUAACGGUCGUAACAAGAAAGAGGAUGAGGUGUUAAGUGUUGAAGAAUCUCAACAUAACAUACUUAGAAUGUUGCCAGAAGUGUGACCAGCUGUAUGUUUUUUAGGUAUUGUGCAGUUACACCUUUUUUCUUUUCCCCGACUAAUCUUAAGUGGAAGAAAAUAGGUAAAAUAUGCGAUUUACAGCAGAGACAAUAUUUUAAAAGCAAAACAAAAGUCACUUUUGAUGAAUGCUGGACAAACAGACUUACAGGCUUUUGUGUAUACUUCAUCAUCAUGGGCAGAAAAACAUUUUACUGUAAUAGCUUGCUUGUUGAGGAUUAGACACCACUUUAUCCCCCGAUACUGUGACAAUAUAUAAUGAUUUUUAUCAAAAGCAAUUGUAACAUGAGGAAUAUUUUUAAUGUACACUUAGUCAUCAAUAAAAUCAACAUCAUUAAACUGUUCUUUAUGUCUUUUCAUUUACGUUUCUUUUUUUUAUUGGUUUUCUCUCUGCAGUCCAAAGAGAAAGAUAUUCUUACUCGUCAAAUGUACAGUGGGUGGUGGACUUAACGGAAUCGACAGCACUGUAAUAUUGAAGGCAAAAAUAGUACUGAUACGACUGGGAACCCUUUAAGAUGAGCAAAAUUGUUGUACAAAUUUGCAUGAUUUGUAUGUUUAAUAAAUAUUUACAUUUGUAUUUAAGU
Molecule: messenger RNA, 3176 nt
Organism: Pomacea canaliculata
Lineage: Eukaryota; Metazoa; Mollusca; Gastropoda; Architaenioglossa; Ampullariidae
Product: disrupted in renal carcinoma protein 2-like
Exons: 12
Coding region: 401-2338 (645 amino acids)
Biological process (GO): transmembrane transport
Cellular component (GO): membrane; intracellular membrane-bounded organelle
Molecular function (GO): transmembrane transporter activity
Source: RefSeq, a predicted model, not a curated record